ACAUUUCAAACGUCUUUGUUUCAUGUCCUCUCCGUCAAAAGUUUCUAAUUAUAUGAAUUAUUCGCAGUUUCCGGUUAUUUCUCCACGAAAUGAAAAUAGACAAAACAAUUUGAACUGUUGUUUUAUUUUUGCACAACACAUUUUCUUUAACAUUUUAUUUUGAAAAAUGUUGGAAGGCUUAUUUGGAGAAGAAGAUUUAACCUCUUCGAAAAUAUCCGAGCCUUCCAAACCUGGAAUACAGUCACCACCAAGACCACGUUAUCAGUGUGGUCUAGCAGGAAUUAGUAACCAAGGAGCCACAUGUUAUCUUAAUUCUCUGCUGCAAACCUUACUAUACACUCCAGAAUUUCGUGAAUCAUUAUUUGACUUGACAGAACAUGAGCUAGGAAGUUUUGAUAGUAAAGAUAUUCCUGGGAAAAAGGCUAGAGUGAUACCAUUACAAUUACAGAAAUUGUUUACAAGAUUAUUACUGAGUAAUCAACAAAGUAUAUCUACAACAGAGCUGACUGAUAGUUUUGGAUGGAAUAACAAAGAGGAAUUACAACAACAUGAUGUGCAGGAACUUAAUCGUAUCUUGUUUAGUGCUGUGGAAGCUUCAUUAGUAGGGACUUCAGGAAAGGACUUGAUAAACAGACUUUACCAUGGAACACUUGUCAAUCAGGUAAUAAACAGACUUUACUAUGGAACACUUGUCAAUCAGAUCAUUUGCUCUGUGUGUGGAAAAGUUAGUGAAAGAGAGGAGGAUUAUUUAGAUUUAACAUUAACAGUUGCUGGCAACAAUAGUUUGGAAGAAGCUCUUUGUGGUAGCUUUGUUGAUAUGGAAAGUAUGGAUGGUAAAAACCAAUACAAAUGUGAAUCUUGUAACAAACUUGUCAAUGCUAAAAAGGGAGCCAAAUUAAGAAGUUUACCAGAAAUUCUGUCUAUCUCUUUUCUAAGAUUUAGUUUUGACUACCAAAAGAUGGAAAGAUACAAGGAGGCAGGAAGACUGGUUUUCCCACAUACCAUUGACAUGGCUCCAUAUUGUGAAAAGGAAGAUCAUUCUUCAGAGUAUGAGUUGUUUUCUGUUGUGAUUCACAAAGGAGGAGCCUAUGGUGGCCAUUACCAUGCAUUUAUAAAGGAUGUAGACUCUCUUGGGAAGUGGACUCACCCAGAUGAAGAAAUUAUCCAGCUUCCAACAGACCCAAGUACUGGUGAAGUUGACUACAUUGAGGUAGACUCCCCUGUAGAGCUGAUACAAGCCAUUCUUGUCAGAAAUCCUGUCCUCACUAUAGACAAACUGUGUGCUGAGAUAAGUAAACAGACUGGGGUAUCAUGGAACAAAAGAUUUAGGAAAAACUUUGGACCUAUUGUUAAGUUUUUAGAAAAAAAUCAUGAAGUAUUUGUAUUUGACCCUGGUAGUAAUCAUGUAUCACUAGGAAAUUCUACGAAAGUGACGGGUGAUAAAGAACAAAAUUCUCCUACAGCAACUGCUGAGCCAAGAAAUAAGAGACCACAAUCACCAACACCAAUGCCUGGUCAAGCUUGGUUUAACUUUGAUGACUCAAGAGUUUCUCCAAUCAGAGAAAAGGAAAUAGAAAAACAAUAUCAAGGAAAAGAAAGUGCUUAUAUGUUGUUCUACAGAAGGAAGACAUUGACAAGACCAAUAGAAGCUGAAGGAAAUCCAGCAUACAAGGUUCCAGAUAACCUAGUUACAGAUAUUAUCAUAGAAAAUGAUGAACUCAGUAGAAAAAGACAGGAAUAUGAGAUAGAAGUCAACACGAUUACUGUACAGAUCCACUUCAGCCAAUCAUAUCAGUACUACUCUGGGGCAUUACAUCCUAGACCAGACCAGUGUGGCUGGAUGGAACUUACUGUUGACAGGAGGAAAACUAUAGCUGAUCUAAAAAUAGCAGUAACUGAGUUAGGAGGAGAACUGGUACCUGAAAUAUUUGUAAUACAAAGGUUGAAGGAGUUACCAGCUGGCCACCAUUUAUAUGAGUUUUUAUCUGGUGAUGACAGUAAACAGAUAAAGGACAUUACUAUUGACGAUGGAACUAUGUUAUUUAUAUGGGAUGGUCAUCAGGUGAAUGGAACAACUGUACCAUCUGGGCUGGAAUAUGAACCUAUUCUACUUAACAUAUCUUAUGGGAAUGACCAACUGUUUAUUAGAGGUUUUUCUAAAAGUUUGACAUUGGAGCAGUUCAAGGUCAUUGUUAGUGAGGAGUCGAGGAUUAGAACCAAGGAUCUGAGAUUAAAAAGAAUUGUAAAUCAAGACACCAACCCAAAACUGAUAGAUUUUUCCAGUGAUUUAUUGGAUACAACUUUAGAAACACUUAGACUUAAGAAUGGAGAUGAAAUAAUUGUAGAGGACAAAUCGGAACAAUCUGUGUCAGAUAGAACCUUUCAGAACAAAAUGAAAAUGACCUAUCCUAUAUAUAUAGAAAAUCGCUGUAGUAAUAUUUUACAUGAUGACAACAAGCGCAUAAGAUUAGAAGUUACAGCAGACAUGAUAGUGAGUGAAGUGAAGUGUAUAGCAGUAUCUAAGUUUUGUAUGAAUAAUAUUGUAGAUGGAGGUCGUUUACGUCACGACCAUGAAACACUUGGAUUAAGAUCACCAAUAUAUGAGAACAUGACUCUGACUGAAGCCAACAUUACCAAGGGCAGUAACUUAGUAUUAGAAUCGGGACCAGCCCCCAGUACUAACCAGAUGACCUUGACAUUUACACCUGGAGACCUCAGAAGUGACCUUUCAGAUUUGGAGGUUACUGUUGACAAAAUGACAACUGUAGGAGAUUGUUUACAGUGUAUGAUUCUCAAGGCAGGGUUUACAGAUGAUGACUGGCAUUUACAGAAAACAAAUUGGUGUGGGGAACCAGCAGAAGUCCUUGAUGACCUAGACUUGACCUUGGAAAUGAGUUUAGUUAACCAUGGUGACCAUUUACUUCUCGUGAAAGGAAAGCUCCCUCCGAAAGGUUUUGUACGAAUUCCAAUCUGGCUGUAUCCAUCACCAAGGAAACCAUUUUGUGAUUCAGCUAACAAUACAGGAAAUGGAAUGUUUAGUUGGUUAACCAAUCAGAUACAAGGCUUGUUCAGAUCAGACAGUAAAUCUCAGGAUACCAGUACAACAUCAGAAGAACCAUUAUACUUAGGUGAUAUAGAAGUUGCCUUGGUGAUGACUUUAGAAGAGUUUAAAUUCCAGAUACUGACCUUACCAUCAUUGUCAGGUUUAUCAUUACCAACACAUGGGUUUCUAAGAGUUACAAUGGUAGAAUCUGGGUACCUGUCUACAGUAUUAAAAGGAACCAGUCAGACAUUACAGAAGCUUAAAGUCAAGUCUUGUAAUAAAUUGGCAGUACAGAUACUUGAUGAAGAGGAAAAUUUGAAUGUAAACCAGAUGGUUUUAUACAUUAAGCAGAGAAUUCCUAAUACAAGAGAAUACCUUCCAUCUGUAGAAAUAAUCUGGGACACAUCACAAGGACCAACUAUAAAUAGCCUACAGAAAACCAUAGCAGAUAGACUAUUUAUACCACCAGAACAUCUAGGCAUGGCUAAGCAUUUCUCAAAAAGAUUUGAUUGGUUGAUUAUAAGGGAGUGUCCAAAUAAGUCAGGUGGUAAAGGCAAGAAGAAAGUACAGAAAACUAACCUACGACACAGUCCUUAUAAUCUACAAGAUGGUGAUAUUAUAGGCAUUAAGAAUUUACAGUUAGAUUUUGAAAGGAAAGAAGAUUAUUGUACAAUUGAAGAUGACCAAGGCAAGAUAGAGUUACAGAAACAGACAGAGGAAAAGAAAAAACAGAGAGAAGAAAGAAAAAAAUAUCAAGAUGCCUUAGAUAGUACAUUGUCUAGGUCCCGGAGACCUGAAGUGUCACUGACUAUAAAAGUGGACGACUUUAGAUAACUCAUAAAAACAGAACAAAUAUUUGUGCUGUUCUUUACUAUAAAGUAGUAAUUGCAAUAUUAAAUUAUAAUACAAGAGGAGUGACUUCUCAUACCAACAUUGCUGCUUUAUGAAAAGUUUUUUGUAUUUUUUUUAUGUUACUGAACGUUGACUAGAAUGUCUUUAUUUUUGUACAUCAUCAUUAUACCAAUCUGAUUAAAGGCUUUUUGUAAGGAUCUGACUACACUCUGUACUAUACUGGGAUCAUUAGAUUUCUUGUAAUGAUCUGACCACACUCUGUACUAUACUGGGAUCAUUAGAUUUCCUGUAAUGAUCUGACCACACUCUGUACUAUACUGGGAUCAUUAGAUUUCUUGUAAGGAUCCGACCACACUCUGUACUAUACUGGGAUCAUUAGAUUUCUUGUAAUGAUCUGACCACACUCUGUACUAUACUGGGAUCAUUAGAUUUCUUGUAAUGAUCUGACCACACUCUGUACUAUACUGGGAUCAUUAGAUUUCUUGUAAUGAUGCACCCUUUCAAAAAUUUGGGAGCAGACAUUUUUUAAAUAUGCCCCCAAGUGUUGCCCUUGACUGCCCGUCUUUCCAUCCGUCCUUCCCUCCCAUUUUCGUUUCCGCAUUCUAACUUAAGUUUGCCUCAUGCAAAUUUUAUAAAAUUAUACACAAUGCUAAGAACCAAAAGUUGCAGACAGAGUUCGAAUUUGGGCAGUGAUUCACUUACCGUUCUAGAGUUAUGCCCUUUAUAACAUUUGAGGUUCAUAGUCAAACCCAAUUUUGAGUUUAUCAGUACUUCUGUUGUUACACAUUUGUUAUAUGUCUAAAUGAUCAAUACAGUUUAGUAUUUCCUGAUAUGAGCUAAUAACUCAUAAUGGAAAAUCAAAUUAUAGUACAUCAUACACAUUCACUGUUAUACUCUACUACUGGGACAUUUUUAUUUAACUACAUUUUGUAUUUUAUAAGUAUUUCUUAUAAUAGACUGCAGGUGUUUUUACUCUUAUAAGUUGAAGUAAAUAUGAAAAGUAGAAUUUUCAUGGUUGUUAGAAUUUUGUGAUAUACAUUUUUAUAACAAAAAAAUUGUUGAUUGUUAAAUUGUUGAACUGUUUCAAUAAAACAUUUUAAUUGAU
Molecule: messenger RNA, 5000 nt
Organism: Mytilus californianus (California mussel)
Lineage: Eukaryota; Metazoa; Mollusca; Bivalvia; Mytilida; Mytilidae
Product: ubiquitin carboxyl-terminal hydrolase 40-like
Exons: 33
Coding region: 167-3877 (1236 amino acids)
Biological process (GO): protein deubiquitination
Cellular component (GO): cytosol; nucleus
Molecular function (GO): cysteine-type deubiquitinase activity; cysteine-type endopeptidase activity
Source: RefSeq, a predicted model, not a curated record